Messenger RNA from Momordica charantia (bitter melon), 1144 nucleotides. Its product is annotated as protein CHAPERONE-LIKE PROTEIN OF POR1, chloroplastic. The record is from RefSeq and is a predicted model, not a curated record. Gene Ontology annotation, cellular component: chloroplast membrane. Lineage: Eukaryota; Viridiplantae; Streptophyta; Magnoliopsida; Cucurbitales; Cucurbitaceae.
CAGGCACUUCUCGAAGGAAAAGCCUCACGUUUGAGCGAACAAAAAUGGCAGCCACUCUUUCCGUCCGCCCCAACGGUUUCUCCGGCGGCGCAGCCUUUCCGACGCCGCCGGCUCAUCGGCCCGGUUCAAACUUCAUCGGAAAAUUGAGUCUAUGGAAACGUGUUGGCAUUUCACACAUCUCGCGAACACCGGCGAUGCCGGCCACGCCGGUGCAAGCUGGCUCGAGGGCCGAUGACUCCGCGCCGUUCGAGAUGUCCGUGGAAAACGCUCUCAAGGUUCUCGGAGUUUCCGAGGAGGCCUCCUUCGAUGACAUUCUCCGUGCUAGGAAUUCGAUCCUAGCCGCUUGCAAGGACGACGAAGAAACAGUGGCGCAGGUCGAGGCUGCAUAUGACAUGUUGCUUAUGCGGAGCUUGACUCAGCGACAAGCGGGAAAGGUUGUGAGUAGUGGGAUCCUUUAUGCUGAUGUCAAGUCCAUCAGUGAGCCACAGAUCGCCCCAAUGCCCCAGUGGCUGCAGGCUACAAUGAAGAACACACAAUUGUCUGUUGAAACGCCAACCAUUAGUGAUUUUAGCAUACAAGCAGGUGUAUAUGGAGCUUUGAUGGUUUUAACCUACGCAAAUGGAGCAUCCACAUCUACUAUGAUGACAUAUGCUGGAGCUGAUCUUCCUGGUUUAAUCUUAGCAAGUAGCUUUGGAGCUUCCUUGUAUUUCAUGACUAAAAGGAACAUGAAGCUGGGAAAAGCAUCUAUCGUAGUUGUAGGUGGGCUUGUGGCCGGAGCAGUAGUAGGUUCAGCAGUUGAGAAUUGGUUGCAAGUCGACAUCGUGCCUUUUCUUGGCUUACGCUCUCCUGCCGCGGUGAUAAGUGAAUUUAUCCUCUUCUCUCAAUUUUUGGUCUCUCUUUACUUGGGUUAGGGAUGAGAUAGGCAUUGGGUUUAAAGUUUAAACUCGACAACCAUGUAAAUUCAUUCACAUGAUCAUACCCUAGCUUUUUUUUGAGGAUGUGUAUCAUUGCAUAAUGUACAAAGGUGCAACAGAAGGACUCAUGUAACUCACCACUAAGAAUAUUCUUGACAUAGUUAUGAACAAUUUACUGAAAGUUUUUGGAAGAAUCUGAUUCUGUGUUAUUUGAAAGUUUUUGGAGCUUA